CCGCGGGGUGCAGUAUGCCCUCGGCCCCCGGACCAUGGAGAUCGCCCUGGUGCUCCUGGAGAACGGCGGGGCCAUGACUGUUCGAGGAACGGGUGAGGCCCCGGCAGGCUGUGGGCAGACCACGGCGGGAGCACUUCCGUGUCCCCCGACGGCUGCGCUGGACGAUUCACCCCAGGAGCCGGGGCCCAGGGACGCAACGAGGGGCGCAGACCCAGGCGCGCAGCCGCUGCCCCGGCUUCCUCCGCUGCCCCCGGAGCUGCCGCAGCCUGGACAGCGGUCUCCAGAAGAUGAGGAGGAGGACGGAGAAGGCAGCCCCGUCCUGGGCGUGCUGGAGGACCAGGCGCUGGACACGGGGGCCCUGCACCACCAGCGCGUCUUCAUCAACAUCUCCGGGCUGCGCUUCGAGACGCAGCUGGGCACCCUGGCGCAGUUCCCCAACACACUCCUGGGGGACCCAGCCAAGCGCCUGCGCUACUUUGACCCACUACGCAACGAGUACUUCUUCGACCGGAACCGGCCCAGCUUCGACGCCAUCCUGUACUAUUACCAGUCGGGGGGCCGCCUGCGCAGGCCGGUCAAUGUCUCCAUGGACGUGUUCAUGGAUGAGAUCCGUUUCUACCAGUUGGGGGAGGAGGCCUUGGAGCGCUUCCGGGAGGAUGAGGGCUUCCUUAAAGAAGAGGAGAAACCACUUCCCCGAAAUGAGUUCCAGCGCCAGGUGUGGCUCAUCUUUGAGUAUCCUGAGAGCUCAGGGUCUGCGCGAGCCAUCGCCAUCGUCUCCGUCUUGGUCAUCCUCAUCUCCAUCGUCACCUUCUGUCUGGAGACCCUGCCCGAGUUCCGGGAUGAGAGAGAGCUGCUCCGCCAGCCCCCAGUUCCCCACCAGCCUCCUGUGUCUGCCCCUGGGGUCAACGGCAGCAGGGCUGUGGCACCGAUCUACGGCCCCACCGUGGCACCCCUUCUGCCCAGAACCCUGGCAGACCCUUUCUUCAUUGUGGAGACCACGUGUGUCAUCUGGUUCACCUUUGAGCUGCUUGUGCGCUUCUUUGCCUGCCCCAGCAAGGCCGAGUUCUCCCGGAACAUCAUGAACAUCAUAGACAUUGUGGCCAUCUUUCCCUACUUCAUCACCCUUGGCACUGAACUGGCAGAGCAAGAGCCAGGGGGUGGAGUAGGGGGUGGCCAGAACGGGCAGCAGGCCAUGUCCCUGGCCAUCCUCAGGGUGAUCCGCCUGGUCCGGGUGUUCCGCAUCUUCAAGCUCUCCCGCCACUCCAAGGGGCUGCAGAUCCUGGGCAAGACCUUGCAGGCCUCCAUGCGGGAGCUGGGGCUGCUCAUCUUCUUCCUCUUCAUCGGGGUCAUCCUCUUCUCCAGCGCCGUCUACUUUGCCGAGGCUGACAACCAGGGGACUCACUUCUCCAGCAUCCCGGAUGCUUUCUGGUGGGCGGUGGUGACUAUGACCACUGUGGGCUAUGGAGACAUGAGGCCCAUCACUGUGGGGGGCAAGAUUGUGGGCUCCCUGUGUGCCAUCGCUGGGGUCCUCACCAUUGCCCUUCCUGUUCCCGUCAUCGUCUCCAACUUCAACUACUUCUACCACCGGGAAACGGAGCAGGAGGAGCAGGUGGCCCUGAAGGAAGAGCAAGGCAGCCAGAGCCGGGCAUCUGGACUGGAUGCAGGAGGCCAGCGCAAGGCCAGCUGGAGCAAGCCUUCCCUCUGCAAACCCGGGGCAUCCCUGGAGCGCUCAGACAGUGCCCGCAGGGCCAGCUGCCCCCUGGAGAAAUAUAACCUCAAGGCCAAGAGCAACGUGGAUUUACGGCGGUCCCUGUAUGCACUCUGCCUGGACAGCAGCCGGGAAACGGACUUGUGAAAGGAGUGCCAGGCAGACUUGUGGCAGUAGGGUGGGAGCAGGGGUGGCCUCCUGAGCCCAGGGACUCACUUGACACCGUAGAGUAUUCCAAGCCCACCUUUUUGCUGAAGUCUGUCUCUCUCCUUCUGUCCUACCCUUCCUCCAGCCCUCUCAUCUCUCCUCUUGUUUCCAUGACACCAAGGGUCGCCUAUUUUUAAAAAGUACCAAAUUCCAUGACGUAGGAGCUGUUGAAAUGGUGAGCGCUGUGAGACGGAUGUGUUUGUGGCCAGUUUCCUAUACCCAGCAGAGGGAUAACCCAAACAAAAAUGACUUUAAAUAGCCCAUGUCCCAAGGGAUUUUGCAGCCUUCUCCAUGUGUUCCCAAGUUGCUUUGCAUAUGCUUAUAUUUGUGUAUAGGGGAAAAUAUUAUUUUUAUGGCUGGUGAGUAGAUUUUUGUACUGUAGUCAGAGAGCGUAUUUGGAUAUAUUCUCAAGAUAUAUAUUGAAUUACUGAAUUUAUGGAUGAAAGAGCUGUUGAUGUAUUCCUGGGAUACUCAGAGAUCCAGACCCAGGCAAGGCUGCUCUGGUUUCUGUAUCUCUAAACCUCUCUUUUCGGGGAUGUGACACUGGUGCUUUGCAGCUAGGUCAGGAAUGUUCCAGAAGAAAGGCAAAUCUGACUUUUUCUGUGCGCCUUAAACAAUUCUCUUAACUUUCUUCAAAAAAGCAUUUUACAGAUGUUGGAGGAAAACUUCUGAUAAUUCACUCUUUUUAUUUUUAUUCCCAGGAAAUAAAAUUUGACUUGGCUAAGGCAAGUGUUAGUUUUUCUACAGAUAAUAUUUUGUUUUUGAAAUUUUAAAUAUUAACCUAUUACUUGGUGUUUCUGGGU
Messenger RNA from Octodon degus (degu), 2718 nucleotides. It is a transcript of the gene Kcna5, whose product is annotated as potassium voltage-gated channel subfamily A member 5. The transcript has a single exon. Gene Ontology annotation, cellular component: voltage-gated potassium channel complex; membrane. NCBI's taxonomy places the organism in Eukaryota, Metazoa, Chordata, Mammalia, Rodentia, Octodontidae. Gene Ontology annotation, biological process: potassium ion transmembrane transport; protein homooligomerization. Gene Ontology annotation, molecular function: delayed rectifier potassium channel activity; protein binding. The coding region runs from base 35 to 1855 and encodes 606 amino acids. The record is from RefSeq and is a predicted model, not a curated record.